AUGACUUCAACCCAACCCCUCAACGAUAUCGUCGUGAUCGGCAUUGACUUUGGGACUACAUUUUCUGGCGUCUCAUGGGCACACUCGAGAGAGCCUGAUGCGAUCGAAAUAGUCACCUGCUGGGACUCGGAGCUUAACCACUGUUCAGACGUUGAGAAGGCACCCACCCAGCUGUAUUUCGAUGGACUUACUCACGAUGUUAAAUGGGGCUACGGUAUCCCUCUCGACAGGGAACCACUCAAAUGGUUCAAGCUGCUGCUUCUUGAACCUGUUGACCUCCCUGCUGACGUUGCUGUUUCAACUCAGGUACAGGAGGCCAGUCAUCUCCGGAAUGAAACAGGAAAAGAAGCUGUCGCAAUCAUCGCAUCAUUCCUGCGUAAGCUUUGGGACCAUUCAGUCGAAUCCAUUAGGCGUGCCAUAGGUGCGGGCUUGCUCGAGCGAUCCAAGUUUCAGGUCGUUAUUACUCUGCCUGCCAUUUGGCCUCCGUACGCUCAGAACCGAAUGAGGCAAGCUGCUCACCAGUCUGGUAUCCUGGAUAGACGAUCCACUGGUACUACUAUGCUUCAAUUUAUUUCGGAACCCGAAGCUGCCACCCUUGCCACAAUCAAAGACAUGGGGAAGCGAUCAAUCAUUGAGAUUGGUGACACCGUUGUUGUCUGUGAUGCCGGAGGUGGCACAGUUGAUCUAGUAAGUUACGUAUUUGAAUCAACUGACCCAUUCAUUGUCAAAGAAUGUGUCAAGGGUGAUGGUGAUCUCUGCGGCGGAGUAUUUCUUGACGAAGAGUUCCUCAAACUUGUCAAGAAGAAAACGCCCACCCUGUCUUGGGCUUCACUCAGCAGGCUUGAGGAAAAGAAGUUUCUCAAUGACGAAUGGGAGCAUAGCAUCAAACCCCAAUUCGAGAACCAAAUGCGGACAUGGCCAGUUUACCUGCCUGACAGCUGCAACAGCAACUCAUCGACCAGCGGCUUGAAGCGCCGUGAGAUACUUGAAUUGUCCUCUGAUGAAAUCCGGUCCGCUUUUUCCCCUAUCGCUGCCAAAAUUGAGGCUUUGGUGCGCCUUCAGGUCGAUACUAUCGAGGCUAAAUACCAUAAGGCACCCAAGUACAUCAUCCUUGUGGGAGGCUUUGGCCGUAGCCGAUAUCUAUUUAAUCGUCUUCGGGAACGAUUCGAAUCCACCAUCCUGCAGUCAAAUGGAAACAAACCAUGGACUGCUAUCUGUCGUGGAGCUGUCAUUCGGGGGCUCCUAAGACACAGCCCUUCCUCCAACCUCGGGGUGGUUGUUACGUCACGGGUCGCUCGCAUGAGUUAUGGUAUUAAAUAUCGUGAAAACUUCAUUCAUGGAAAGCACAAGAGAAAGGAUCGUGUCUGGGACAAGAGGGAGAACGUCUGGAAGGCCAAGAACCAGAUGACAUGGUUUCUCGAAGAAGGCGAUGAUGUUUCGGAGAAGAGAUGUCUGAAAGUGUCUUCUGCUCAACUAUUUUCCCGCCUCCCAAACGACACCAAGACUCUUCCGAAAUUCACCAACAACGACGGUGAAAGCUUCUCCAAGCUCUCUUACCGGAUCAAAAUGGACUGUGAAGAUGGAGUUAUAAACUUUUCUGUUUUUUUCAACGGACAAAAGGUCGGUGGGCGAGAGGUUGACGUUCAGUUCAUCUAG
Fusarium poae is the source of this 1656-nucleotide messenger RNA. RefSeq lists its product as uncharacterized. The coding region runs from base 1 to 1656 and encodes 551 amino acids. NCBI's taxonomy places the organism in Eukaryota, Fungi, Ascomycota, Sordariomycetes, Hypocreales, Nectriaceae. Gene Ontology annotation, molecular function: ATP-dependent protein folding chaperone; ATP binding. The record is from RefSeq and is a predicted model, not a curated record. The transcript is spliced from 11 exons.